Molecule: messenger RNA, 2573 nt
Organism: Nelumbo nucifera (sacred lotus)
Lineage: Eukaryota; Viridiplantae; Streptophyta; Magnoliopsida; Proteales; Nelumbonaceae
Product: transcription factor BHLH42-like
Molecular function (GO): protein dimerization activity
Source: RefSeq, a predicted model, not a curated record
CGAUUCCCAACAUAACAACCAUGCAAUUAUACAUGUGGACCUUGGAUUACUCCUUUUUAUCAAAGUUCUCCAGCUUUUGAUCGAUCGCCUCCCUGAAAUUCACUCAGCAAUUCCUAUUUCCUUUUUGCUCAUGAUGGGUCUCAUUAGAUCCUCUUUUUCUUUGUGACAAGGGUCUUAUCUUGGCUAGUUGAUCUUCUCUGUUAGUUUACUUCUUCAGGAUCAGGCAGACAAUUGAGGAGGAGGGGGUCUAAUUAAGGGUACAGACAGCACAGAGAUAAUGGCUGCACCAGUGAGUAAUCGCCUGCAACAGAUGCUGAAAUCUGCAGUGCAAUCAGUCCAAUGGACUUACAGUCUCUUCUGGCGUAUCUGCCCACAACAAGGUUGUUGCUGAUCAGGAUCUUAGUAUGGGGAGAUGGGUACUACAAUGGGCAGAUAAAGACCAGGAAAACAGUGCAACCAAUGGAGGUGAGCGCUGAGGAGGCAUCGCUUCAAAGGAGUCAACAGCUUAGAGAGCUCUACGAGUCAUUGUCAGGCAGUGAGACUAACCAGCCGGCUCGCCGGCCUUCUGCUGCAUUGUCACCGGAAGACUUGACAGAGACUGAGUGGUUCUAUCUUAUGUGUGUUUCCUUCUCUUUCGCGCCUGGUGUGGAGUUACCGGGAAAGGCAUUUGCGAGACGGCACCAUGUAUGGCUCAGUGGUGCGAAUGAGGUCGAUAGUAAAGUGUUUUCAAGGUCUAUUCUUGCCAAGAGCGCUCGCAUUCAGACAGUUAUAUGCAUUCCUCUCAUGGAUGGCGUUGUCGAAUUCGGCACUACUGAAAGAGUUCAGGAGGACCUCAGACUGGUACAACAGGUCAAAAGCUUCUUCGUCGAACACCACAACCCCCCAAAGCCAGCCCUCUCCGAGCACUCGACCUCGAACCCAGCAACUUCCGUAGAUCGUCCCCAGUUCGACUCGUCCCCACCCCUUCCCGCCGUGUACACGAUCGCAGACCCACCCGCCAACGUCAAUGAAAACGAUGAGGAAGAAGAAGAAGAUGAGGAGGAUGAGGAGGAGGAUGAAGUCGAGUCCGACUCCGAGGCCCAAACCGGGCGUGGCAGUCACCCCAACGCCGCGCAACACCCGCGGCGCAUAUGCCCACCGAUCAACCAAGGUGGAACGCCAGCUCAAGCGGCAGCCGAGCCAAGCGAGUUGAUGCAGCUGGAGAUGUCGGAAGACAUCCGGAUGGGAUCGCCGGACGACGGGUCGAACAACUUGGAGUCGGACGUACACAUUCUGGGGGCGAGCCAGUCCGGCGGGCAAGAGGAUCAUCAACGCCGAGGGGACUCGUACCGGGCGGAAUCGGCCCGUAGGUGGCCGCAGUCGAAGCAGGAUCAGCUGGGCAACGGUCUUCAGCCACCACCUUUGGCUCCUCAAAUGGACGAAUCGGCACAAGAAGACAGCCACUACUCUCAAACAGUCUCCACUAUCAUCCAGCGGAAUUCCAGCCGGUGGUUGGAAUCCUCGUCGGUCGGCCCCGUCGGAUACUCUGCACACUCGGCGUUUUCCAAGUGGAACUGCCGGAACGAUCACCUCCUCCACCUGCGGCUGGAAGGCACGUCGCAGUGGCUCCUCAAAUACAUUCUCUUCACCGUUCCCUUCCUGCACAACAAGUACCGCGACGAGAACUCACCAAAAUCCCGAGACGGAGACUCCGCCGCACGGUUCCGCAAGGGCACACCCCAAGAUGAGCUCAGCGCGAACCAUGUCCUAGCGGAACGCCGGCGACGCGAGAAGCUCAACGAACGGUUCAUCAUACUGAGAUCAUUGGUCCCGUUUGUGACCAAGAUGGACAAGGCGUCCAUACUCGGGGACACAAUCGAAUACGUCAAACAGCUUCGGAAAAAAAUCCAGGACCUCGAGUCACGUAACCGGCAGAUGGAGAGUGAUCAACGACCCAGAAAUGAGGACACCCAGAAGACAAGCAGCUCCAAGGAGCAAUGGAGCGUGCACGGAAACAGUGGGAUUACGCUGCCGGAACGGAGCCGAGGAUUCGCAGGAUCGGAUAAGAGGAAGUUGAGAAUAGUAGAAGGAGCGGGGGGACGAAGACCGAGUAGGAUGGUGGGGAACACGGUUGAGGUGUCGAUUAUCGAGAGUGAUGCAUUGCUGGAAUUGCAGUGUCCUUACAGGGACGGACUACUAAUCGACAUAAUGCAGAUGCUGCGGGAGCUCCGAUUCGAGAUCACCGCCGUUCAUUCUUCAUCAACCAACGGCAUCUUCAAUGCAGAGCUACGAGCUAAGGUGAAGGAGAAUGUAAAUGAAAAGAAACCAAGUAUUGCGGAAGUAAAAAGAGCAAUACACCAAAUUAUAAAUGAAUUCUGACCCCGUAUCUGUUCUACCGUAGAAGAAUUCUAUUUAGAGCUAGAAUUGACGGUCGACCAUGGCGAUCUGUGUGCUAACUACUGAUAUAAUCUCCUUGUAGUGUACAAUGUAAUUGUGACUUGUGACUUGUGAGCUACUGAUGAGAAAAUAAAUGAAAUUCCCAAAUCCAUGUUGAUGUAACAUAUAGAUAUUAUAUAUAGAUAAAAUUUUGGUCC